CUAAUUAUCUCUUGGCUCUUUUUGUUAUUUGUAGAAUGUUUGCUGAAGAACAUCCUGUGUGUUCUUGAGAGUGACUCUGAAGGAAGUGAAUUCUCUGAUAUCUCUGCGUGUGAGGAUGAUGUCAGUCUGCCUAUAAACGCUGACAUAGAAGAAUUGUGUGAUGAACUCUCUCGUAUGCCUGAGGAUGCAGCUUUCCCUCAGCAGCCAGCUGCUUUGACAUACGAGGUGGAGGACUGGGAUAAAGAGUUGGAGGAGUCUGAAUGUAGUCCUUAUGAUGCUGGCGAUCUCUGCUGCGGAAGCUUUCAGGAAAAUAAUCUUUUGGCCUCAUACUCAUUUCGAGAGGAUUCGUUGUACAACCCGUGCUGUCACCAUGCAGCUUGCCUUACUUUUACACUGCCAGUUAGAAUGACUGAGGUUGGCCAGUUUGAUGAUGCUGAUGAAUGAGGUCAGAAGUAAGUUUGGUUUCUGAGUUGGGUUGUUCUUCACUGACUGAGUUGCAGGUGCUGUAAGCUGCUAGUGCACUUCUGGACUAUUUUCUGUUUGUGUUACAUAGAUCUGUGUUGCUAAGUCAUUGUUUGGGAGGAAGUAUAUAAUUUCUAAUCUUACCUUGAUUGCAAAGUGUUGCCAAUUUUGGCAUGCCUGGUACUUGCAUGUCUGGACACUGAACCUGUAAUUUUAUUUCGUUUGUUAUGGAAUUGGUCUUAAAAACUCUUCCAACUUCUCUGUUGUACUUCUGUGUUGCAGUUUGUGACCACAUCAGUCAUGACAAAUUAGAUGUGACAUUACAAAAUGAUUCUUUUGGUUUGAUAUGUUUCAAUACAAAGGAAUUUGCAAAAUGUCUGUGAUGUAUGUAAUGCACCUGUAGGCAUAUAUUUGGGAUUUUCUUUCCUACAGAAAUGUUGGGUGUUUGUCAGCCUCCCAGGAAAGGUUUCUGCACAUCAGACCUUGUACUCAGGUGUACUGUAUUGUCCUCUAGUCUCGCAGUAGUCUGAUGUUGCGUGAGGAUGUUUUAAAGACAUGUAAUGACAAAGAAAAUAAGCUUAUGUGAUCUCAGUGUGUCCUGCAAACAGUAGUGAAUUGAUAUUGCUGCUACUUUGUUAUUUCUGUGUUGACAAAUGAGGAAGUGGGAACACAAAAUACUUCCAUAAAGUUUCCAAGAGAAUAGCUGGAACUGAAACUAUAUUCUUUUUGCCUGUGCUUUGGAAUUAAAGGAAAUGUUCUCAAAUGAAGAAUGGAAGUGGAUUGAAUGACUGACUACUUACAAAAACAAUUUCUUGUUGCUCAUAUUUCUUUAAUCACUUCUCAAGAACGUUUUGAUGACUUUUUUGCCACUGCCCCAUACUGAAGCACGGUACCUUGUUUAUUCUCAGGCAAGGAGUUAACGCAGUUGGAAGACUUUGUUUAAACUAUCCAUUGUAUGAGACUAACUUAUGUAUUAGCAUGGGAGGAGGAAAUGAGUGAGAGUAACUUUUGUUUAAUCUUUUCUUUGAGAGCAGAGGAAAACAAGAGCUCAGGUGAGUCUUUUUUUCUGGUACAUGGGAGUCCCCAGUUAAAUCUGAGUAUGUAGCAAAGAACCAAAGUAAAGAGCAGAAGCUGGCUGGUGAUUCUGUAGCUUAAUUCCAGUAUGAUGGAGUCCUCCAGGUGGUCCUAUUUCUG
Messenger RNA from Phasianus colchicus (ring-necked pheasant), 1656 nucleotides. The record is from RefSeq and is a predicted model, not a curated record. NCBI's taxonomy places the organism in Eukaryota, Metazoa, Chordata, Aves, Galliformes, Phasianidae.